Cryphonectria parasitica EP155 is the source of this 612-nucleotide messenger RNA. RefSeq lists its product as uncharacterized. Bases 1 to 612 code for a protein of 203 amino acids. NCBI's taxonomy places the organism in Eukaryota, Fungi, Ascomycota, Sordariomycetes, Diaporthales, Cryphonectriaceae. The record is from RefSeq and is a predicted model, not a curated record. The transcript is spliced from 2 exons.
AUGUCGCUACCCAAGACCGCCCUCCUCGUAAUCGACAUGCAAAAGUUCUUCGCCCCCAUGACCACCGCCGCUCUUCCCAACAUCCAAAAGCUCACCUCCUUCUUCCAGUCCACCUCGGCGCCUCUCGUCUUCACCAUGCAUGGCCACAGCAGAGACGAGCUCGAUACGGUGCCCUCGCCCAGCCAGCUUGUUCGGAAGUGGGGUCCUGACGGCUCGAUCGCGUACGGAUCCGAGGACUGGGAACUGCAGAAGGAGAUGGAAGCAUACGUGGAAGACGAGGAUGCGACGACACGACGAAAGAAUGAUGACUGGCAGCCUCAGGUCGUGCACAAGAACACAUAUGAUGCUUUUAUCAACACGGAACUUGGGCGGGUGCUGGAGGAGGCCGAGGUGGAGAGGGUGGUUGUUUGUGGUGUCAUGACAGAUUGCUGCUGCGAUACUACAGCGAGGAGUGCGUUUAAUCGCGGGUAUGAAACGGUGCUUGUCAGUGAUGCUUGUGGGUCUGCGAACAAGACACAGCACGAGAGGGGACUUCGUGGAUUUGGGUUUGCUUUUGGGGAUGUUCUUAGUACGGAGGAGGUCCUGCAGUUGUUGAAGAGAGAGCACACGUGA